CCGCGCCGUGCCCCGCGCUCCUCCGCUCCGCGCCCCGCCGUCGAGAUGCUGCGCUGCGGCCUGGCCUGCGAGCGCUGCAGGUGGAUCCUGCCCCUGCUCCUGCUCAGCGCCAUCGCCUUCGACAUCGUAGCGCUGUCUGGCCGCGGCUGGCUGCAGUCCAGCGACCACACGCAGACGGCCUCGCUGUGGUGGCAGUGUCCCAGCGAGGGCGGCGGCACCGGGUCCCCCGAGCAGGGCUGCGAAACCCUCAUGCAGUAUGCGUGGGGAAGAGCUGCAGCUGCCAUGCUUUUAUGUGGCUUCAUCAUCCUGGUCAUCUGCUUUAUCCUGUCCUUCUUUGCCCUCUGUGGACCCCAGAUGCUCAUCUUCCUGCGAGUGAUUGGUGGACUCCUAGCCCUGGCCGCCGUGUUCCAGAUCAUCUCUCUGGUGAUUUACCCAGUGAAGUACACCCAGCAAUUCAACCUACAUGCUAACAUUGCUGUCACCUACUACUAUAACUGGGCCUAUGGCUUCGGUUGGGCAGCCACAAUCAUCCUCAUUGGCUGUGCCUUCUUCUUCUGCUGCCUUCCCAACUAUGAAGACGACCUCCUGGGCAAUGCCAAGCCCAGGUACUUCUACUCAUCUGCCUAA
Molecule: messenger RNA, 627 nt
Organism: Elephantulus edwardii (Cape elephant shrew)
Lineage: Eukaryota; Metazoa; Chordata; Mammalia; Macroscelidea; Macroscelididae
Gene: PERP
Product: PERP, TP53 apoptosis effector
Exons: 3
Coding region: 46-627 (193 amino acids)
Biological process (GO): cell-cell adhesion
Cellular component (GO): membrane; cell-cell junction
Source: RefSeq, a predicted model, not a curated record